CUGUCUGUCCACCUAGAAGCCGAACCAACCCGCAUCCAUUUCGCACCCACGCGCACGAACUCGCAGAUCGGAGAGACCGAGGCGGCCGAGGCUUUGCUCCCCAUUGCCUUCCUUCCCUCACUCCGAUCGCGGGAGAAGGUUCUAGUGUUCGAGUCGAAGGGGAUUCCGAUGGCGCUGCAGUGGAUGAUCCUGACGUGGGUGGUGGCGACGGAGGCCGUGGUGGCCGCGCUGCUCACGCUCCCGGCUCCCCGCGCCGUGCGGAACCAGAUCGUCGCUCUGACGUCCUUGCUCCUGCACCCCUUCGCCAGCAUACUCCCCUUCGCGGGCUUCAACCUACUUGAUAUCUACUGGAAGAAGGAGCACAGGCUGAUGUGCACCUCGGAGGUUUGCACCGCCGACGAGCGGAUCCAUUUCGAAAAAUCCAUCUUCAAAGCCCAGAGGAAUGUAAUCCUUUGUGUUUCGGCAUGCCUCCUUUAUUGGUGCAUUUGCUGUAUUGUCAAGUACAACAAGGAUAUUAAAGCAUUGCAAGAGGCUGAGAAGCGCCUCAAGGAAGAUUAGAAUCAUUGUAGUUUAAGUUGAUGCAGGUGGAUCCUGUGGUGUUCCUGGCCUUCAGAAGAUAUGUCCAGAUACUGUUCCAUAGGAUUCCUGGUGUAUAGUGUUCUCCUUCGUACGAAGAAGAGAAUGUCACGCUGUUUCGGCACAUCUUCAGUACCAGUGCUCUCUUUUUUUUUAGAGGCCUUAUUUUUAACUUACGAUAACUGGUUAUUGUGGACAUGUUUAGCAUCGGUCGUUUCUCAACGUUUUGAACAUUUGCUUGGAAUGUCGUUUACCGGCCUUUGGGUCUUGCAUGUUGAUUUAGUCUGGUAUUUGUUAGAAUUGUACUUA
Messenger RNA from Phragmites australis (common reed), 885 nucleotides. RefSeq lists its product as uncharacterized. Gene Ontology annotation, cellular component: endoplasmic reticulum membrane; endoplasmic reticulum. NCBI's taxonomy places the organism in Eukaryota, Viridiplantae, Streptophyta, Magnoliopsida, Poales, Poaceae. Gene Ontology annotation, biological process: intracellular protein transport; endoplasmic reticulum to Golgi vesicle-mediated transport. Bases 169 to 558 code for a protein of 129 amino acids. The transcript is spliced from 5 exons. The record is from RefSeq and is a predicted model, not a curated record.